Camelina sativa (false flax) is the source of this 792-nucleotide messenger RNA. RefSeq lists its product as uncharacterized. The record is from RefSeq and is a predicted model, not a curated record. Lineage: Eukaryota; Viridiplantae; Streptophyta; Magnoliopsida; Brassicales; Brassicaceae.
UUGUACCUUUUGAGAAACCGGAGAGCCCAUCUUUGAGGAAUACCAGAGACGCAUGAAUUGACCAUGUAAACGUCAACUAUUUCAUGAGCAUCUAAACAUUAUAGUUUAUAAAAAGGUUGGUAGCGGUCACGUCUUUGCUAUUUUCGUGUCUAUAUAGAGCUUCUCGCUGUCUGCAGAGAAAGAUUUGGUUGGUUUUUGUUUGUUUUCAUCUGAUUCAGCUCUAAUCGCACCUGAAUGUUCACAACAUACGCUAGUUUCACUUUGUCUUUUUAAGUCAUCUCACGAGAAUCAUAUCUACUUAUCGUACACAAAGUUCAUGGCAGAGGAGAAACCAAGUAAGAGCCUGACCAGCAGUAGCAGCAGAGGUUCAUUCAAGAACAAGAAUCCGUUUAGCCGUGUGAAGGACGAAGAGGACAACAAAAACAAGACAGGAUUGUCGAUGAGGAAGUCAUGGUCCACGGACUCGCUUGGUCUGCUCAGCAACAGCAACCGGUUGGGGAAGACGAUCUGUAUCUGUGCCCCUACAAAGCAUGAAGGCUCAUUCCGUUGCAGGCUUCACCGUUCAUCAGCCGCAAGCCAUGGUGCAGCUGUAAUGCAACUUUAUCUCCCAAAGCCCUUGCUUUCUUCUCGACGUCUUGAUGACCAAUAAUGUCGGUCUCUUGCUUUGUUCACAAAACCAAUAAUGUCACAUAGUCUCUUGGGUUCCUGAUUUUGUUGAAGAUUGCUUUUUCUUUCCAUUGUGAUGUAUCCGUCUGCUAUUCAUGUGUUCAUAUAAUGUAUGUUUUGUGUAAA